This is a messenger RNA of Coniophora puteana RWD-64-598 SS2, 5140 nucleotides long. RefSeq lists its product as uncharacterized. NCBI's taxonomy places the organism in Eukaryota, Fungi, Basidiomycota, Agaricomycetes, Boletales, Coniophoraceae. The record is from RefSeq and is a predicted model, not a curated record. The transcript is spliced from 8 exons. The coding region runs from base 41 to 4738 and encodes 1565 amino acids.
CGGGUCUUUCUUUCCUUUCUUCUCCUUUCCUCUCCUUUCCAUGAGCAACGCGCACAAGCACUCGACAUUCCCUCGCUGGAACAAUCGACUCAAGCGCAAAGAGCUCACACCCGCCACCCUCACUUACACCUUUGCAGAGCCCACACAGGCAGACCAGGCUCCCGCCGAGAAGGAGAAGACCAGGGAGAGGAGCAGGCAGCUCUUGCGCAGGAGCAGUAACGCGUCUGUUUCUGGGAGCAUCCAUACUUUCCGUGGCAUGAGUCAUAAGCAGUCUGGGGAUACCCUCUCUGUCAGAAGUGGCUACGGGGAUCUAACUGCCAACGACGACACAGCAAGCAUACGAUCAGUUGGGCGAGCGUCAAUCUCGCCGGCUGGAGAGCCUGUGUCAGAAACACAAGACGAUGUGACUGAGGGAAGUAGGACUCCUGUCACGUUCCAGCAGCCGCCCGCGGCAGAGCGUGUCCCGCUCCUCCCAGCACCCACACCUGCGCCCGCGCCUGAUAUUCCGUUAUCUCCUACAUCUAAUCCAACGCCGGGAGCCCCUGCGGAGGCACAACCGUUGGUGCCACCACCAUCCCAGUCUGCGCCGGCCCUUCCUUCCGAGAGUGGGACCCCGGGCGAAGCUGCCAUUCCCGACACGUCCAACCACGACACGAUACGCGCACGUUCAACCAAUAACCCUGCCGCGAACGCGAACGCGGCCUCUUCAUCAUCUUGGUUCCAGCUUUUUACUUGGUCGAAGGAGGCUCUCCCGGAGACAAAUAAUUCAGUGCCUAUCGCGAGUACGAGUGCAGACGCAGACGCCAGUAGCGCGGUUCCACCUCAACCCCUGUCCCAUCCACACCCACACCCACACAACCCCGUCGAGGACAUGGUCUCCAAGGGCGCACCUGCCGCGCCCCAGCCGACCGAGGUCGAUCUCUCAUUAACAACCGCACCAUCUACCACACCGCGCGACGUUCGCAUUUCCCCAUCCCCACCGUAUCUAUCAAAGAUCAGCACGUCCACCUUCGACUCAACACGCCCACCGCACUCCUCGCGCCCCUCGAUCAUAUCAAUACCCUCGUCAGUGGACGAAGAAGUACCCGUUCUCUCGCCCUCCGUGCACUUCCCGCCGCCUACGAUCGGCGGUCCUCCUACGAUUACACAUGGGCAGGAAGAGAGCGAGGGAUCUGGGGGAGGGAGGAGGAGAACGCAGAGCACGCAUACACUCAACCCGAGCACGAGCCGGUUUAUGCUGAGCAUUCCGCUGCUCGGGAGGCCAAAGGUGCCGUUAGACAAGGCCGUGGCUGCGGCGCAGGCGGAGGAUAUCCGGGUGACGGACGGAGAGGCCAAGGACGAGUCCAAGGCAGAGGAGGGCGAGAGGAAGAGGCGAGAGCAGGGAAGCGAGGGGACGCGUCGUGACGACACGAAAACUCCAUCAAUGGUCGGGAUUCAGCCCGAGCCAACAUCCUCUACUUUGACUACUGCUACCUCUUCCAACCUACCGCCUGCCCCUCCCAACUCCACGAUUGACCUCCCGAACGCUGGUCUCUCUGCCUCUGUCCCAUCCGACCCUGUUCCCCCCGAUGCUACCACCACCACCAUCGUCACCAGCGCCAGCGCCGCCUCUUCUUCCAACCUCAAUACCACCAACGAGCCUGCGGAACAAGCCACAUGGUGGGACUUUUUCUCCUGGAAGGCUACUACGCAGGAGUCUGCGCAGCCAGCAGCGGUGGCGGCGACAACCACGGAUGAAACCUCUGAGGCGCAAACGACCAAUGCCGAUGUGACGGUGCCGACGGAAGGAGCAGAUGAGCAAUCGUCUGUCGCCGCAGAGCCGUCUGCCUCUCCCGAGGUGACAGUUGAAGGAAUACCGACUGGCGAUGAUCAACCCCCGCCCCACCCCCAGCCUGAGCGCGCACCUGCAGGACGCGAACGCUCGUCCUCCGCUCCGCCUACGUCGCCCAUUCUCGACCGCAAGAACCCGGUCGACGAAGGCAAAUUGAGGGCGCACGAGGUGGACGUACUCUCGGCACGUUCAGCGCAGAGUCAGCAGAGCCAGAGCGCGUGGUAUGCGCCGUGGGGGUGGUAUCAGUCUUCGGCGUCGCUGCCUCCCUCGGGUGAACCAACGAACGAUAGAGAUGACAAGGAUGGGAAGGACGUUGGCGAGGCCGACAAGGCCGAAGGAAAGGCGGAUGAAUCAGCGACGGGACCAACGCCGAGCAACGCCGAGUCUAGCGCCCAAGCUCAAGGCCAAGCCAAGACGGAAGAUGCUAGCGCCUCCGCUCCCGAUGCGACCGCAUCCUCCACCGCAGCCACUACUGCAGACCCGGCGGACCCGAGCGGCGACCCCGCCACCGCCCCGUCUUCUACUUCGUCGGGGCAAACCCAAUCACAGACUCGGAGCGCGUUGCAGAUGCAGAACCCGAUCGAGGCGUCGGCGAGCACGAGCCGCUCCGGCUGGAUCGCCUUUUUCUCGGCGCGCGGGGCUGCGUCGAAGCGGAUUACAGACGGGUCCGAAGCCCAGGAGAAAGAGGGGGAGGGCGGGAAGGGGGAGAUGGAGGUUAUGGAUCUGGAUUUGGACGAGGAUGGGAACGAGAUUCAGGGUGCGGGUGCGGUGGGGAGUGGAAGUGAUGCGAAGGACGGGAAGGAUGAUCAAGGGACGGUUAAGGGGAAGGAGGCGCAGCCCAGCGGGAGCAAGUUCGCCACGCCGCAGGCCAAAUCUCCCCGCCCUGCUUCACCAGCCGCGUCGCAGCGGCCUGACUCGCCGGCCAAUUCGGUCUUGUCCGACAAGGACGCUGCGAAACGCAAACACACGUCCUCUAUUAUCGCGGGCGACCGUGCGCCGUCGCCUGCGCCAUCCAAGAAAUCGAGCAACGAGAAGGUGAAAGGCGACAAGGACGUGCCGCGCCCGCCGAACCUUAUCCUGCCGACGUGGGGGGAUACAUUCCAUCUCCCGCCGCGCUCGGUCGUCCCGCCGUCCUACCUCAAGGCUAGCGCCAGUGCCAGCGCAAAGGCGGGCCAGGGGCAGGAGAGCUCGCUCGCGAUGGCGAAGAGCGCUGCGCUUAGGUUUGUGUCGAAGGCGAUAUGGGCGCCGCUGGAGCCCUCUGCUGCUGCUACGGACCAUCAUGGUCAGGCUCAUGGUGUAGGCGCUGGACCGGGGAUGAGUAAGGCGAAGGGGAAGUGGAAGGCGUAUGAGGAGAGUUUGCCCAGGGCGUAUGACGUGCUCGAGGGGAAGAUAUCUGCAGAAGGAGCGGGCAAUGUGUUGAGUAACGCUGGGGAUGUGUUGAAGGGCGCGAAGAGGGUUGUGGUUAUUGGAGUGCACGGGUGGUUCCCUGGUGCCGCGAUCCGUACCGUCCUCGGCGAACCCACAGGGACAUCCGCCAAGUUCACAUCGAUGAUGACACAGGCGCUCGAGCUCUUCCAGGCCGAGCACGGCGUGCGCCUCGACAAGGUUACGUCGAUGCCGCUCGAGGGCGAGGGCACGAUCGUGAAGCGCGUCGAGCGGCUCUACGCGGCGCUCACGGGCAACAAGGAGUGGAUGGACGAUCUACGCGAGGCGGACGUCGUGUUUGUGGCUACGCACUCGCAGGGGUCGAUCGUGUCGACGCAUUUGCUGGAUCGCCUGAUCAGGGAUGGGUAUAUCCGGACGGAGGGAAAUGGCGAUGCGGGUGCCAGGCCGGACGGAGAGGAUGCCAGCAGGAACGGGAGCGUGACGCAGAGUGGCGGCGCGGACGCCUCGCUCCUCGGCGCCGCGUCCGCUGUCGCGGGCGGGGCGAUCGGGAUCGUUCCCGGGCCAUGGCGUGGGCGCGGUCAGGCUGCUUCUCAAACGCAAGCCCAAGACCCGUCUGGCACGACAGCUGAAGAUGGGAAAAGGAGGAAGCCGCACCGCGUGUGCUGUCUGGCGCUGUGCGGAAUUCACCACGGGCCGCUGCGGUACCUGAGCACGAGCUCGCUGCUGCAGCCGUACCUCCAGUACUUUGAGAAUACUGCGGCGAGGGAGCUGUUUGAGUUCCAGAACACGGAAAGCUCAAUAUCCAAAGAAUAUCUCGCGGUCCUGCAGAAUGUUCUACACCACAAGGUCAAGAUGGUAUACGUCGCUUCGCUCAAUGAUCAGGUCGUAGGCCUCUAUUCGGGUCUUUUCACCGCCGUCUCUCACCCCCUCAUCUUGAGAGGACUGUACAUCGAUGGCGAUGCAUAUCACUCGUCGGACUUUCUGUCGAAUCUGCUUGUACUCCUGCUCCGCAUCCGUAACGCCGGGCUCUCCGACAGUGGUUUGCUGACACACCUCAGCGAGGCGACCGCAGGUUCCCUGAAUGGGAUUGGCCACUCGACGGUAUACGAGGAGAUCGCAACAUUCUCGCUUGCCGUUAACUACCUCUUUCUCACCGACGACGGUCCCCGUUGGAGCACACAGCCUAAUGCUUCAUCCGGACGUGGAACAAAGGUUCAGGACCAGGCGCAAGAACAGGGACAGGAUCUCGUGUUUACAAGCGAGCCGUUUGAUGCCCUCAAGGAGCAAAAUGAUUACGAGAUUCCGUGGGCCCUGCGCGACCUCAUCGCAGACGAGGACGUCGCGCGGUUGUUCUCGGAUGACUUUAUCCGGCUCCGAGACGCGUUCAGAGACUGGCAACCCAAGACAUCGAUUCUUAGAGACGUGAAACGCAAGCUUCAACCUAUCCAAAGAUUGUCUUCCGCCGUGCUCAACGCAUCCGGCUCGCCACCAAGCUCUGGAGGGUCCUUGAGCAGGCUCUGAUUCUGUUCAUCGUCGCGCGCACCGGUCGUGUUCGGAUGUCCUCGAACACACAGGCUGGGUGAGGUGAACAACGAAGGUACCCGGAGAGCGAUGCUCCUCCCGGCGACCAUCGGUAACUCGGUGACCUGACUUACAUUUUCUCGUCGAUCCCGCGCGACACCAGGCGACGCGGCUCUUGUCAUUGGCUCCAAUCGUACGCGCCAAUCAUUCAUUGCGCCGCAAGACUACUCUGCCAUGGUUUUCUUUCCCACCUAAUCAUUUUUUUUUUCAUUCGCUUAGUUUCAACGACCAGUCACACACGUACACUCAUACCACACUCUUGUACACACGCAGCAUCAUCAUAUCAUCCUGGAGCAAGCUCAGCCCAAAUGUAUUAUUUUGGAACUUAAUAUCAUCUCGCCG